Molecule: messenger RNA, 378 nt
Organism: Linum trigynum
Lineage: Eukaryota; Viridiplantae; Streptophyta; Magnoliopsida; Malpighiales; Linaceae
Source: the annotation of a GenBank genome assembly
AUGCUUGGACCAGUCGAAUACGGUGUUGAUUCGGAUGCCAGAGGAGUCCCCUGCUCGGUAGUCGAGGACGAAGCAGGAUCCCUCGCAGUUGACGCGGAGGCUGCAUCGCGUCCUGUCGUUCCAGGCUCGGAGGUCUCUGCUGAGCUCCGUGAGCUUUUCGCCGCGGAAGGUGGUCCCCGAGACUUCGAGCUCUUUCACCUUCUCGGAUUCGCCGAUGACGACCAAGUUGCCAGGCUCCCAGCGAUCGCCUGUGUGCUUGUUCACAAAGAUUCGGUUGUCCGUUGGGGAUCCCCAGUUGGAUGUUAUGAAGAAGUCUGCCGCGUUGAGAUUGAACACGCUCAUCCCUGUGAACAAAAUGUAGACAUGAUUAGGAAAUGA